GCUUAAUAAUUCCCUUCCCUUGUUUUCCUUUGCUCCUUUCCUUUCAAGGAAGGAAAAUCAAAUAUAAUCGAAGAAGAAGAAGAGAAGUAUGAAGGAAACGAUCCGUUGCUGCAUCUCCUGCAUCCUCCCCUGUGGCGCCCUCGACGUCGUCCGCGUCGUCCACGCCGACGGUCGGGUCGACCAGAUCGUCGGCGCCGCCACCGCCGCCGACGUGAUGCGGGCCCAUCCGAAUCACGUCCUCCGCAUGCUCGCCUCCGCCUCCUCUGCUUCUCCCAACGCCGCCGUCACGCUGCCGCCCACCGCCGACCUGCACAGGGGCAAAAUCUAUUUCUUGGUUCCCGCGCCGCCGCCGCCGCCGCCGCCGCCGCCGCCGGCGGCGAAGAAGGCCGGCGGGACCGGAACCAGGAGGCGGCGGAGGAAGAAGAAGGAAGCGGCCCUCGGCGGCGACGUGAAUGGGGAAGGCGAGAAGGCGAGGCUGCUGCUGGUGAACGAGAGGUACUUAUCGGAGAUCAUGUCGGAGAGGGCGGCGCCGGAAGGGCGGCGCCGGGGAAGGGCGGCGGUGUGGCGGCCGCACUUGGAGAGCAUCUCCGAGGUCUCCUGAAAUAUCACUAGUGAUCUCUGAGCAUUAAAAAUCGAUUAUUAGUUCGUUAAUUAUCCAUGGAUCCUAUUUUAUUUUAAA
Molecule: messenger RNA, 679 nt
Organism: Zingiber officinale
Lineage: Eukaryota; Viridiplantae; Streptophyta; Magnoliopsida; Zingiberales; Zingiberaceae
Exons: 1
Coding region: 89-601 (170 amino acids)
Source: RefSeq, a predicted model, not a curated record